UGUCAUUGAAAGUUUGAAAAUAAAGCGCUUUUUGUUUAGACGUGAUUUUUUUGCAAGUGGUUGAUGUGAGAUUUGAAUGUUAUUUAAUUUAUAAUUAACUCAAAUUAAAAUAAGUUGAUAAAAGUGGAGAAUAGACAAAAUGUCGUGUAGUAAAGAAGAAAUUGAGAGAAAACGUUUAGCAGCAAUACAAAAGAGACAAACGAAAUUAUCUUCACCGAAUAGCCCUCUGGGAAAUAUUUCUAUAUCGAAUACUACUCAGGGUAGUCCUUCUUUUACUGCCCAAAAUAUAAACGGUCGUAAACUUUACCAUCCAUACAAAAAACCAGAAAUAAAUGAAUCGGAAAAUAUUCCUGUGACUAAGGUUGUUAGUGGAACAAUAUACUUGAUAUCGGAGAGUAGAUUCGAAGUAAAUCCAUCAGAAUUCUGUGUUCCACUUAUUAAUAUUUUCAAAUCUAUAUCAUCUAAAUGCUAUGAUGCUAAUACAAAGUUGUGGAAUUUCUCAAUAGAGGAUUAUGAACAGCUGAUGUCCAAAGUAGCUCCAUUGGCACCGCAUGUUGUUCUUGGUGCAUUACCUGCUUACGUUCUAAAGGUUGUAAGAGAGAAUAUAACAGAUCCUAAUAAUAUAGAUCUGACACCUGUGGAGGCAACAUUAAGAAACAAGCUAAUGCCAUUUCAAGAAGAUGGUGUCAGGUUUGGUAUAGCACAUCGUGGUAGAUGUAUGAUAGCAGAUGACAUGGGCCUCGGAAAGACAUUCCAGGCUUUAGCCAUAGCAAGCUACUACAAACAUAAUUGGCCACUACUUAUUGUCACUACUUCAUCUAUGAGGGAUACAUGGCAAAACAAAGUAUACGAGCUCCUUCCCUCAGUGCCGCUCAUGAACAUUGUCACACUUAGCAGCGGGAAGGACACACAGCUUGUUGCUGACAAACAGACAGAAGUAGUAAUAGUGAGCUAUAAAAUAACAAGUAUGCACACAGACUUGCUCAAGAGUAAAAAUUUUGGAGUAGUUAUACUUGACGAGUCUCAUCAUUUGAAGUCGAACAAGUCUCAGUGUACAACAGCAUUAGUCCGCGUGUGUCGCGGCGCUGCCCGGGUGCUGCUGCUGAGCGGUACGCCUGCACUCAGCCGCCCCGUUGAACUUUACACACAACUCUUGCUUAUUGACAACAAAUUCUUCGGCUCAUAUACUGAAUAUGGUAAGAGGUACUGUGCGGGCAGACAGACUAACUUCGGCUGGGACAUGUCCGGUCAGUCCAACCUCGCCGAGCUGCAGAUUUUGCUGCAGAAGAAGUUUCUUAUCAGAAGAACUAAGGAACAAGUUUUAACCACUCUCGAAAGUAAGACCAGAGAGACGGUAUUACUGGACGAGUCAUUACUUCAGUUCAGCAAAGAGGAUCAGAAAGAGUUGUCAGAGAUGGCGGACACGUGGCGAGCAAGUCGGCCCUCGGAUAAACACUCUGCCCUCAUCUCUUACUUCACGGAGUCUGCCAGGGUCAAGACACCAGCUAUAUGUAAAUAUAUAAAGCAGGUGAUAAAAGAGGAAGGCGUGGGUAAGUUUCUGGUGUUUGCUCAUCACCGCAGCGUGGUGCAGGCUGUCUGUGCUGCACUGGACCAGCUCAACACCAGGUACAUCUGCAUCGAUGGACACACGCCGUCCACCUCCAGAGCGGAGUUGGUGGAGAGGUUCCAGCACGUGGCGGCGUGUCGCUGCGCCGUGCUGUCGCUGACUGCAGCAGGCGCGGGCAUCACCCUCACUGCAGCCAACCUCGUACUCUUUGCUGAACUGCACUGGAACCCUGGAAUGCUGAUGCAGGCGGAGUCUCGCGCACAUCGUAUCGGAUGCUGCGGCGAGGUGCGCGUGCGCUACUUGUUGGCGAACAACACAGCUGAUGACUUCAUCUGGCCAAUGUUACAGAACAAAUUAGAUGUACUUAAUAACGUGGGACUAAGCGGUGAUACAUUUAAAGACACCACAAUAACACAUCAGGGAAAUAAUAAUAUAACGCAAUAUUUAACACCGAAUUACACAAAGAACAAGAACGAUUUUAUCCCGGGAACAAAUAUAAGGAAGAAUUCAAUACAACAAUGUGAUAUGCCACAGAAUGGUAAAUCUGCAACUGAAUGUACUAAAAACGAAGAAUCUUUCUUAGAACAUGAUCAAGAUGAUGAUUUAUUGGCGAAUUUGGAAUUAUAACCAACUGUUAUUUAUUUAUUUCGUCUAUUUAUUAAAAUAUAUUUUGAUUUAUUAAGUUAUUUACUAUCCCCAUACAAUAACAGUAGAUGUUUUAUGAAGUUUUGUUUGUUAAUCUUACAUUUCCUAACGUAAACAUGUCGGUACAAGUCGCGGCUGCUGAAUGACGUCAUUAAUCUUAGGUCACAUGUUUUUGUAUGUGAAUAGUAUUUAUGUAUGUAUUUUUCUAAUUUAUUCCCAACUAGCUGUAUCCCCAGACUCCGAUUGUACGGAAUCAAAAAAAAAACUUAGUA
Molecule: messenger RNA, 2484 nt
Organism: Papilio machaon (common yellow swallowtail)
Lineage: Eukaryota; Metazoa; Arthropoda; Insecta; Lepidoptera; Papilionidae
Gene: Marcal1
Product: SWI/SNF-related matrix-associated actin-dependent regulator of chromatin subfamily A-like protein 1
Exons: 14
Coding region: 140-2194 (684 amino acids)
Biological process (GO): DNA repair; replication fork processing
Cellular component (GO): nuclear replication fork
Molecular function (GO): ATP-dependent chromatin remodeler activity; ATP binding
Source: RefSeq, a predicted model, not a curated record